Messenger RNA from Tachyglossus aculeatus (Australian echidna), 1564 nucleotides. RefSeq names its product TAP binding protein (gene TAPBP). Gene Ontology annotation, cellular component: membrane. NCBI's taxonomy places the organism in Eukaryota, Metazoa, Chordata, Mammalia, Monotremata, Tachyglossidae. Gene Ontology annotation, biological process: antigen processing and presentation of endogenous peptide antigen via MHC class I. The record is from RefSeq and is a predicted model, not a curated record.
CGGGAAAAUGAAAGUGAAAGAGGAAGGUAGGCCCCGGCCUGGGACUGUACUGGACGUUCACCCUCAUCCUCCUCUUCCUCUCUGUCCUGCACCAUGGCCACCCUGGCCUUGCUACUGGCCGCCUCCGCCGUCCUCCUGGCCUUGAGCCCAGGCCGGGCGUCCCGGCCGCCCCCGCUGCCCUGCUGGCUGGUGCGGGAGGAAGGGCCCGGCGGCGGCGAUGGCGGGGCGAUGCCCAAGGCGGUGACCAGGCGUCCAGCACAGCUCCUGCUGCUCAGCGGGGGGGCGCAGGGGCAGCCCCCCCCACCCACCUCCGACCCCCAGCCGCCCCUCCUCCUCCAUGUCCUCGACCCGGACGGGACGAUGGAGCAGUCUCUGGGGUCGCUGAGGUCGGCGCCGGGGUCGUCGCCGGGGUCGUCGCCCGGGUCGCCGGCCCCCUCGACGUGCGAGCUGAGCCCCUACUCGCCCAACCCGGCGGCGGCCACGUGGGCGGCAGGCCUGACCCCGGAGCCCCGCUGCCCGCGGGCCCUCGACGGGGCCUGGCUGGUGGCGGCCAUCGGCGGGCCGGGCCUACGCCUCACCGCCCUCCUGCAGGCCGCCUCGGACCCCUGGGACCCCUCCGCCCGCUUCCUCAGGGCCACCGCCGUCCUGACCGCGGCCACCCGCUCGCCGACGCCCCGGGUGCGGAGUGGACUGGACGCCCCCCUGGACCUGGCCUUCUCCUGCUGGACGCCCCCGGGGACCCCCGAAGAGGACCCCCCGGCCUUGGGGCUGGAGUGGCGACGCCAACACCGGGGCGCGGGCCGCCUCCUCCUGGCGGUCGCCCCGGCCUCGCACCCGGGCCCGGCCGGCGGGCACUCGUUGGCCGCCGAGGGGGCCGUGGCCUUCGCCGGCUGGCACGGGCCCGGCCGAUCCCCGGGCACGUGGCGGGGCAACGGCACCCUGCUCCUGCCCGCCGUCGCCCCGGCCCAGGAGGGCAACUACUUGGCCACCGUCCACCUGCCCUUCCUGCAGGCCCAGGUCGUCCUCCGCCUCCACAUCCUCCAGCCCCCGCGGGUGUCGCUGAGCCCGUCGCCGGUGGUGCUGGACCCCCUGGGCCUGCGGCCCCCCGAGCCGCGCUGCCUCCUGUCCCGCUUCUACCCGGCCGAGGAGGUGCGGGUGUCGUGGGAGCUGCGCGGGGCGGCCGGGGCCCGGCCCCUGGGCGACGGGCGUCCAGACAGUGGCCGGGCCUGGCUGUCGGGCCUGCGCCACCACCGCGACGGCACCGUCAGCCUGGAGGGCCUCCUGCGGCCGCCCCCCGGCCCCCCGGCCCCGCGCGGGGCCGCCCGCCUCGCCUGCCGCGUCCGCCACCCGGCCCUGCCCCGCGCCGGACUGGUCGUCGAGGUCGCCCUCCACGUGGCAGGCUCGACGGGGCCUUCUCUGGACGACUGUGUGGGCGUCUUCCUCACUGCCUUCCUGCUCCUGGGACUCAUCAAGGCCCUCAACUGGGCUGCCUGCUCCGUGGACCGGGGAUUGCCCAAGGACCAACAGCAAGUGCUGUGAAGAGGAGGAGGAGGACGAGGAGGAG